AUGCCCGAUAACGUCGAAAAUUUGCCAGAGCGGAUUGCGGACGGUCGAAUCGACUCAACCGACACAGCAGCCAGAUAUUUAGGCCUAGUUGCUCGUAUUCGACCUUUACUGAUCCCCGCCUCGAGGUAUCUGGCCUACACAUCCGAUGUUGGCGAAGCUUUCCGGCCGGUCGUGAAUCCCAAAGUGGUCACAGGGGCGUACGGGAUUUCGAUUGCCUAUGUGGUGGGUGAUGUGGCGUACGAAGGAUGGAAGGGACAUCUCCAAGCUCAGGGCGACCCGAAUGACAAUCUGGUGAUCGGUCUGAAGGUUGCGCGACGCGCUGCGUUCCAGGGAACUGCAAGCAUGCUGUUUCCGGCUUUGGUCCGUAAAUUUUGCUUUCUGUAA
Puccinia triticina is the source of this 384-nucleotide messenger RNA. RefSeq lists its product as uncharacterized. NCBI's taxonomy places the organism in Eukaryota, Fungi, Basidiomycota, Pucciniomycetes, Pucciniales, Pucciniaceae. The record is from RefSeq and is a predicted model, not a curated record. The transcript is spliced from 4 exons. Gene Ontology annotation, biological process: mitochondrial fission. The coding region runs from base 1 to 384 and encodes 127 amino acids. Gene Ontology annotation, cellular component: mitochondrion.